Messenger RNA from Prunus armeniaca (apricot), 666 nucleotides. Lineage: Eukaryota; Viridiplantae; Streptophyta; Magnoliopsida; Rosales; Rosaceae. The record is from the annotation of a GenBank genome assembly.
AUGAAAAAGGUUGUGGGUAAAGUUCAUUUCCUAAGCAUUAGAUUCAUGUUUCCUUCAAUAAGCAUUGCUAGCCAAUAUAUGCAUUCACCUAAGGAGGAUUAUAUAGCUGUUGUGAUGCAUAUUCUGAGUUACUUAAAGUCUACUCCUGGGAGAGGUUUAUUAUUUAAGAAAAAUGGCAACUUGGAUCUAGAAGGUUACACUGACGCAGAUUAUGCAGGGAAUAUUACAGACAGACGUUCUACAUCAGGUUACUUCACAUCUGUUCGUGGUAAUUUGGUUACGUGGUGUAGUAAGAAGCAAAACGUUGUGUCUCGAUCCUCUACAGAGUCUGAGUACAGAGGGAUUGCCCAAGGGGUUUGUGAAAUAUUGUGGUUGAGGUGGUUACUUACUGAAAUUGGGUUUAGACCGAAUGCUGCUACAAAGCUCCACUGUGAUAGUCAGUCUGCAUUUGAAAUUGCAAACAAUUCGGUGCAACAUGAUCAAACUAAACAUGUAGAAGUUGAUCGACAUUUCAUUAAGGAGAAGUUGAAGCAUAAGUUAAUUUCUAUACAUUUUGUGCCUUCUUCGGAGCAGCUUGCAAAUAUGUUGAGCCAUGUUGUGUCAAAGCGCCGAUUUGAAGACUCACUUGACAAGUUGGGCAUUACCGAUAUCUAUGCACCAACUUGA